Anopheles cruzii is the source of this 6298-nucleotide messenger RNA. It is a transcript of the gene ninaC, whose product is annotated as myosin-IIIb. Gene Ontology annotation, biological process: protein phosphorylation. The transcript has 14 exons. Lineage: Eukaryota; Metazoa; Arthropoda; Insecta; Diptera; Culicidae. Gene Ontology annotation, molecular function: ATP binding; protein kinase activity; cytoskeletal motor activity. The coding region runs from base 1 to 5424 and encodes 1807 amino acids. The record is from RefSeq and is a predicted model, not a curated record. Gene Ontology annotation, cellular component: myosin complex.
AUGGCCUACAAUGGACUGUCGCAGCAUGUGGACUUCAGCAGGCUGCCGAAUCCGAGCGAGCGGUUCGAGCUGCUGGACCUGAUCGGCGAAGGCACCUACGGCGAGGUCUACAGUGCGAAGGACAAACACACCGGCCGAAAGUAUGCGGUCAAGAUACUGGAGAGCAUCGCCGACAACAUCGAGGAAAUCGAGGAGGAGUACCUGGUGCUACGCGAUCUCUCCAAGCAUCCCAACAUUCCCGACUUUGCCGGACUGUUCCUGAAGCGGGGUACCACCGUCGAGGAUGAUCAGCUGUGGUUCGUGCUGGAGCUGUGCACCGGUGGCUCCGUCACGGAUCUGGUUCAAGGUCUGCGGAGCCGGGGCGCCCGGCUGUCCAACAACCAGAUCGCGUACAUACUGCGCGAAACGGUGCAGGCGCUCGUGUUUCUGCACGAAAACCACUGCAUGCACCGGGACAUCAAGGGCCACAACAUCCUGCUGACGGAGUCGGGCCAUGUGAAGCUGGUCGACUUCGGGGUCAGCUCGCAUCUGGCGGCGACCAUGGCCCGGCGGAACACGAGCGUCGGCACGCCGUACUGGAUGGCACCGGAGGUGAUUGCCUGCGAGCAGCAGCUCGACCAGUCGUACGAUUCGCGGUGCGACGUGUGGUCCAUUGGCAUCACGGCGAUCGAGCUGGCCGAGGGUGAUCCACCGCUCUGCGAGCUGCACCCGAUGCGGGCCCUCUUUCAGAUACCGCGCAAUCCACCGCCGAAGCUCGCGCACCCCGAGCAGUACUCGUCGGCGCUGUCGGACUUCAUCUCCGAGUGCCUGGUGAAGGAUCUCGAGCAACGGCCAUUCUCGAAGGAGCUGGUGACGCACCCGUUCCUCAAGAGCGUUGGACCGUACGUGGACCAGAUCCGGCAGGAGCUCCGGUUGGAGAUUGCGCGCCAGCGGGAAGAUGGGCGAGCGCCGAGCCAGGCGAUCGCCACCACCAAGUACGGUAAGCUGAAGUCGGACCGUAAGUCGAAGCCCCAGAAGAUGUACAUUGACGAUCUGGCGGCCCUGGACGUGCUGACGGAGGAUGCGAUCGUGGAGCAGCUCCAGAAGCGCUUCGAGACCAACCAGAUCUACACGUACAUCGGCGACAUUCUGAUCGCGGUGAACCCGUUCAGCCAGGUCGGGCUGUACACGACGCAGCACCAGCACAAGUACAUGGCGCAGGCACGGUCCGAUAAUCCGCCGCACAUCUUCGCGAUCGCCGACGCGGCCCACCAGGCGCUGGUACACCAGCGCCAGAACCAGGCGAUCGUCAUCUCGGGCGAGAGUGGCUCGGGGAAGACGGAGAGUGCCAACCUGCUGCUCAAGCAGCUGGUGUACCUUGGGAAGGCGGUCACGAAGAACCUGGAGGAGCGCAUCCUGCAGGUGAACCCGAUCAUGGAAGCGUUCGGCAAUGCCCGGACGGGCAUCAACUCGAACAGCUCGCGCUUCGGCAAGUACCUGGAGUUGACGAUGGCCAAGAGUGGCAAGGUGAACGGGGCCCGCAUCUUCGUGUAUCUGCUCGAGCAGAGCCGGGUCGUGAAGCAGGCCGAGGGUGAGGGCAACUUCCACGUGUUCUACUACAUGUACGACGGGCUGCAGGCGGAAGGCCGGCUGGAGGAGUACUACCUGCACCCGUCGUACCGGAAGACGCACCGGUACCUGCAGGAGACGGCGACGCUACCAAAGACGAACGUCGACCGCUGGAAGCAGCUACUGGCGAGCUUCAAGGUGCUCGGGUUCAAAGACGAAGAGAUCGACAUGGUGAACCGGGUGCUGGCGGCCAUCCUGAAUCUCGGUGACAUCGAGUUCGGCGAGAUGGAGGCGAACGACAACACGGACAGUCGGGCCCGUGUGAUCGAUGUCGCACCGAUGCACCGGGUGUCGAAGCUGCUGGGUGUCGAUUCGGCCGACCUGCUCGAUGCGCUGUCCUCGAACUCGGUCGUGACGCGUGGCGAAACGAUCACCCGGCACAACAACGUGGCAGAAGCGUGUACGGCGCGGGACGCGAUGGCCAAGGGUCUGUACGGGCGGCUGUUCGAUUGGAUGGUCAACCAGAUCAAUCUCCUGCUGGUCCAUAACCGUCUGAACAAUAGCCCGGAACAGUUGGCGAUUGGUUUGUUGGACAUUUUCGGAUUCGAAAACUUCAGCAAGAACUCGUUCGAGCAGCUUUGCAUCAAUAUCGCCAACGAGCAGAUUCAGUACUACUUCAACCAGCACAUAUUCACCUGGGAACAGCAGGAAUACAUGGCUGAAGGGAUUCCGGUGGACCUGGUGGAGUUUGCAGACAACCGCCCGGUGCUGGACAUGCUGCUAAGCCGCCCGCUGGGCCUUCUGGCGCUUCUGGACGAAGAAUCCCGAUUCCCCCGUUCGACGGAUCGCUCCCUAAUUGAAAAAUUCCACACCAACGUCAAGUCGAAGUUCUACCAGCGCCCCAAGUCGGACGCGGUCUGCUUCGCGAUCCACCACUUUGCCGGGCGCGUCGUCUACCAGGCGGAAGGGUUUCUGGAGAAGAACCGCAACUUCCUGCCGGCAGAAAUCAUCCAGCUGAUCCGCCAGAGCCAGUACGACAUGAUACGCUUCCUGUUCCAGUGUCCGAUCACGAAAACGGGCAACCUGUACUCGGCCAUUCAGGACACCGGGUCGCGCCAGAACGUGUCCAGCUUCAUCAAGGUGGACACGAAGGAGAAGUUUAACUCGCGCGGGCUCGCCUCGCAGUCACGGGCCCAGCAAACGGUGGCCACCUACUUCCGGUACUCGCUGAUGGAUCUGCUGCAGAAGAUGGUGACGGGGACGCCCCAGUUCAUACGCUGUAUCAAGCCGAACGAGCUGAAGGCGGCCAAAACGUUCGAAGCCACGAAGGUGCUGAAGCAGCUACGGUACACCGGCGUACUGGAGACGAUCCGUAUCCGGCAGCAUGGGUUCAGCCAUCGGUUUACCUUUGCGGACUUUUUGCGAAAAUACUGCUUCCUGGCGUACAGCUUCGACGAGCGUGUCGUGUCGAAUCGGGAAUCUUGUCGUUUACUUUUAGUGCGUCUAAAAAUGGAUGGAUGGGCACUCGGGAAGUCGAAAGUGUUCCUCAAGUACUACCACGUGGAGUACCUGUCCAAGUUGUACGAGGAACAUGUUCGUAAAAUCAUUCUGGUACAGGCCUGCGUGAGACGCUGGCUGGCGAAGGCUCUGUACAGGCGUGAGAAACAGCGUGUCGCACUGAGUGCCGUAACACUUCAGAAGCACGUCCGUGGCUGGCUGACGCGGCGCCGCAUGCGACUGCUGAAGGAGAAGCAGGAGCGCGAGCGACUGGAGCAGGAACGGCUCGAAAAGGAGCGUCUGGCGAAGGAGAAAAAGAACAACGAGCAAAACAAGGCCAAACAGGCGCUGGCCAAGGCGAAGCUCAUCCACCAGCUGUCGAACCACCAGCUGGAGGCGAAGAAUGUGCAUCCGCACGAGAGGCGCAGCGGCGCGGAGUCGAACGUCCACAACAAGGAGAACGAGCGGGCGGCGAUCGUGAUCCAGAGCUACUACCGCGGGUACACUAUCCGCAAGUUGCGCAUGACGCCGGAGAUCGAGGCGAAGACGAAGUACAUCCUGGGCAUCGCCAAGAACCGGGUCGAAGCGCAGCGCAUGAUGCAGAAGGAGGGCUUCACGAAGGAGGACGCGGCCCGUAUCAUCCAGCGGUACUACCGGACGCAAAAGACCAAGAACAACCGUGAGGCAUCCCGCAAGGGACCGGCCCCACCGCAGCCACAACCGAAACCGCUCAGCACCAAAGACCAGCAGCAGGACCUGAUCGCGUUCUCCCAGAACGUACACCUGCUCAACCAGGAGGUGCACCGGAACCUGCGCGUCAACAAGAGCGGCGUGCCGCUGGAGACGAUCGAAAAGCUGCCCCACGACUACCGGCGACCGCCUGGGUUCGUGCUGGUGCCCGGUCUGCUCGGGACGGUUCCGGGCGGGGACUGCGCCAAGUACAGCUCGCUCAGAAGUAUGGACUGUGACCACGAGAUGACGAAGGAACUGAUCCAAAGUCCACCGCCGGUGUCGGACUUUGACGACAUCUCCCCGUGGGACAUGCCGUUCUACGAGGUGGAGCGCAACCUGCGCUCGCAAAGACAACGUAACAUGCAGCAACCUUCGCAGCGGAUCGACGUCAACCGUAACGAUGUGCUCGGGGAGCGCAAGAUGGAGCUGGGCGACCGCAAGCAGCAGCUUUCCAGCAACUGGCAUCAGGCGUUCCAGGCGACCGAGAGCACACCGCAGGACAAGUUCAAGGGCCUGGCACGGUCACCGAAUGGACAGGAACCGGGCCACAUACGCAGCAUUCCGGCGUUCAGCUACCUGAAUCCGAACAAUCAACAGAUUCUGCGCUACUCACCCAAUCACCAGCCACAGCCGCAGCGUGAACCUGCCCCCGAUCCGGUCCCACAGCCGUCGCCGGUGCGUCAAUCACCGAUCGGAUCGCCCACCCGGGAAGCUUCCUCGCCGGCGCUACGGCUCGGGCUGCUUGGCGCCCUCGGCGGUAAGAAGGCUGCCAAGGCGGAGCAGAAGGCGCGCGAGAAGGAAAACAAGGAGCGCAAGAAGCGCGAGAAGAAAGCCAAGAAGGAGCGCGAGAAAGCGAUGCAAUCGUCCACGUCCACGUCGUCCGGAUCGGCCCUGUCUUCCGGUUCGUCCGCCAACGUCGACAAAGUGCGCAAGGAGCCGGCCGGCCGCAAGAAGCAUCCGUCGCCGCAGCAGCAGCCUCAGCUACAGAUUCCGCAGAAGCGGCUGAUUGAGCACCACGAGUACCAGAACAUUUCGGAGGAGACGAAAAUCGACAGCAAGAGCCCGGUGAUGCGGAUGUUUGGCGACACGAACUUCUUGGUCAACCACCGGCGGAAGCAACAAAAAGCACGUCAACGCCAGUCGGAGCUUAGCUGCGGCCAGGGAGUGUGCGAGCUUCUGAACGGAGUGUACCGGUUCAGUCCGCACGUCACGUCCUUCGCCGCGCAGAUAGACACGAAGGGUACGAACAACAGCAGUGGCGGCAGCCUGUCGGACGAGCGGUACGCGCUGGACAAGGACUACCAGAACUUCAACGUGUCCAAGUACCUGAACAUCGACGUGAAGGGUCCACCGGUGCACCACCAGCGGGAGCGGUCCCGCGGCGACGGUGGCCACAGUGGCGAGCGGGCCGACAGCUCGAACAGCUCGAGCCUGAGCAGUGGCAGCAGCGGCCUGAACUCGCUCAACUCGUUUGACUCCGUCGAGCAGGCCAUCAUCUUCCAGAAGGACCGCAAUGCCGACUCGUACCUGGGGCCGUUCAACUUCCGCCAGCUGCUGCGGCCCACGCAGGGUCCGACCGAGUCGCUCCGGAAGCGGAAGGGCAUCAAUCCACCGUCGCCGCCGCCACCGCAGCGUGGCAAAAGUUAGAAAGGGUGCCGGAUUGCCUACAUCCAGGGGCCUGCCGGUGUCAGUUUGACAGGUCGACGAAAGAAGGGUAGCCAAAGAGCGGUCGCGGUCGUGCGGAACCCGUCUUGCCGACGGUUCGGGAUGAUCCGGAUCACCACCACCCCGUAGUACGUACAGUUAAUGAAACCUCUCGAAGCACAGAGCCCUUCUGAUUUUCUUCUAUUGGACCCACCACGACCACCAACUAUCAGACCCACCCAGACGUGAGAAAAGUUUUAACGUUGAUUUUUCUCCAAUGGAGAGGAGCUUUAGGUUCGCGUUCGUCUAGACACUUCCGCUGCCGGUGGCGCUGGUCUCCUACUGUUCGUUGUCCUGUCCGUACCGACGAGAGACACUCGCUCACACUCGCUCGCCUCGGAGGCGCGGACUGGCGAAGGCGUGAAAUGAAAUCACAUUUUAUAGACGCAAGAGGCGCACUUUAUUCACCGAGUAAGCGGUCGGUCUUAUCGGCCGGUUUCCAGUCCUUUUACCGGUGCGAACCAAUAACCACUUCCGUUUGCCGUGUAGCUCGAUGACACUGGAGACACCUUGGAGAAGGAGCAUGCACCUUCGCGUGAAUGGCUAAGUGUUGGACUGUUGAGUAGGAAAGCGAGGCCGCCCGUUCGACAGAGCGCGUUAGACGUAAUCGAUAACAGUACAAUUCAAUGAGGUAGAAGACAGAUAAGUGCGCUCUCGGUUUGGCGAAAGAAAAAUGGCCCCAGAAAGGGCGUCCCAGGAACUUCUGUGUAAUCAUUAAGCGUCGUUCGGUGUGUGCUUUGGUGCGGAAAAUAAAAAUGGAAUUCAUGGUUUGAUGCACGCGGGAGUCAUGGACACGUCAGCCCGGACAGCCCGUUUG